Tyto alba (common barn owl) is the source of this 6295-nucleotide messenger RNA. RefSeq names its product G protein-coupled receptor 63 (gene GPR63). The record is from RefSeq and is a predicted model, not a curated record. Lineage: Eukaryota; Metazoa; Chordata; Aves; Strigiformes; Tytonidae. Gene Ontology annotation, biological process: G protein-coupled receptor signaling pathway. Gene Ontology annotation, molecular function: G protein-coupled receptor activity. The transcript is spliced from 5 exons. Gene Ontology annotation, cellular component: membrane. The coding region runs from base 773 to 2032 and encodes 419 amino acids.
GGCGGCGGUUCGUCUGCCUGCUGCUCUGUCCGGCGGCUGCGUUCGGGCAGAGCCGCCGCCGAAGCGAAUGGGGAGGCGGGCGCUGAGGCGGCUGCCCUGCCGGGUUGGUCGGUAGCCGGGGCGGGGGGGUGGAGGGGGAGUGCGUGCAGCGGCGCGGCGGGCGAGCGAUGCCCCCUCACUUUUCUGCUUGCGCUGCCCUUCCUCCUCCUCUUCCUGCUCCCGGCUUCGAAGCUUUUGUUUUCCCCCGCCGCCGCGACGGCAGGAAACUUCCCGGAGGGAUGGGUUCGGGCCGGGCUUGUGCUGCGCUGGGCUCCGCAGGGCACCGGCCACGCCGUGAGUUCAUCGGAAAUGACAGUGCCUGGUUUGGGGAAUCGAAAUAGACCUAGUAAAGAUGCAAAUUCUUCUAAGAUCAUCAGUAAUUACAAGUUUUGCCCAGUUCUCGCUUAUGGCACCACACUGUCUCGCAUGUUAUUUGGAAUGGAAAUACUUUGCUGAACAGCACAGCACAAGAUGAUUUAUGAUUCCUGCUCUUCAUGGGAUCCUGUCUGGAUUGUCCCUGCAGAAUGCUGCAGCUUCCUUCCCUCUUCAGUGUUGGUUUGUGGAGUCAUAAACUUUGGUGGAACUUUGGGUGGAGGUACUGAUGUGAAUUUAAGAACUUUGAUUCCUUCAGACGUUGAAUUUUGAUUUGUUAAAUUACCAGGAAUAAGAUACUCCCUGAACAAGAUGAAAUGCCUUGAAGACCUUUGGUUCUGCUUUCAUUUCUCCUGAAGCAAUGGUUUUCUCAGCAAUGUUGACGCUGGCCCACUCUGGGACCUCAAAUGCUACUUUUAUUGUUUAUGAAAAUGCCUAUACGAAUUUUACCACUCCCCAGUUCUUGCUUCGUAGUGGCACAACACAACCAUUGAGAUAUAGUUCAGGUGCCGUGCUCACCACUGAGAGAAGUACUUUUCUGGUAAACGCUACAGCUAUCCUGCCAUCACAAGAAGUUUUCAGGAGCUUGAGUUUGCCACUCCAGAUCAUUCUUUCUGCUGCUAUGAUAUUUAUCCUAUUGGUUUCUUUCCUUGGAAACUUUGUCGUCUGCCUCAUGGUCUACCAGAAGGCAGCUAUGCGAUCUGCAAUUAACAUCCUCCUAGCAAGCCUGGCUUUUGCAGACAUGCUGCUGGCAGUGCUGAACAUGCCUUUCGCUCUGAUAACAAUCGUCACCACUCAGUGGAUUUUUGGGGAUAUAUUCUGCAGAGUCUCUGCCAUGUUCUUCUGGCUUUUUGCCAUAGAGGGGGUAGCCAUUCUUCUUAUUAUUAGUAUUGACCGAUUUCUUAUCAUAGUUCAGAGGCAAGAUAAACUGAACCCGUACCGUGCAAAGAUUCUUAUUGCAGUUUCCUGGGUGGCAUCCUUUGUUGUUGCUUUUCCGUUAUCAGUAGGGAAUCCUAAUCUGCAGAUACCCUCGAGAGCACCUCAGUGUGUUUUUGGCUACUCUACAAGCCCAGGUUACCAAGCCUACGUGAUCGUUAUCUUGCUAAUUUCUUUUUUUAUUCCAUUCCUGGUAAUGCUGUAUUCUUUUAUGGGCAUACUCAACACCGUCCGCCACAAUGCAGUUCGUAUCCAUAGCCACCCUGAUAGCAUAUGCCUCAGCCAGGCCAGCAAACUCGGUCUCAUGAGCUUACAGAGACCUUUUCAGAUGAAUAUUGAUAUGAGCUUUAAAACUCGUGCCUUCACAACCAUCUUGAUUUUGUUCCUCGUCUUCAUAGUCUGUUGGGCACCCUUCACCACUUACAGCCUUAUUGCCACAUUCAACAGCCACUUCUACUACAAGCACAACUUUUUUGAGAUAAGCACUUGGCUCCUUUGGCUCUGCUACCUCAAGUCUGCACUGAACCCACUGAUUUACUACUGGAGGAUUAAGAAGUUUCAUGAUGCAUGCUUGGACUUGAUGCCCAAAUACUUCAAGUUUCUGCCACAGCUACCUGGCCAUACCCGGCGGCGCAUUCGACCCAGUGCCAUUUAUGUGUGUGGGGAGCAUCGGUCAGUAGUGUGAAGCUGCGGUUGUUCGACAAUGAUUGUUAUUUUCUAGGAUUAUUUGUCUUAGGCUUUAGGUUGAAUUUUGUUUUCUUUAAUAUGGUUUCUUCAGUGUGGCCAUAUCUUAUAACUUGAUUAAAUUUUCCAGUACUCUGUGCAAUUUUGGGAAGAAAGAUAGAGGGAGGGAAAGUGAUUGGUUAUAGCGGGGUUUACUACCAGAAUACAAUGUAAACAAAAUAACAAAUGUUACCUCUAGGAUUCCAUGGAAAUCCAUUCUUUUAAAUGAAAACUACAUUUGUAACAUUUUGUCAGGUUUAUGCUUACUAGGCCUGCAAUUGCAUUUAAUUGUAGGGACUUUUUAUGCUGCUAAGAUACAGUAUAUUUAGGUGGUGUAAUUUUUCUGAAAAAUGUUGCUGCUGUCUGCCAAUAUAUUAGAGCCAAAAAGUCUCAUUAGAUUACUUCUAUUUAAUUUUAACAAUAUUUCAGAAGUUUUCAUGGUGACGCUAGAAAACUUUUUCUUUUUUUUUUUUUUUUGUAAAGUAUUUCCAUUAAUAUUUUUGUGCACUUUACAAAAUUUACUGUAGGAUUUGUUCAUUUGAAUAUUUUGUUCUUUUUUGAAGCGUUGUUAUUAUUAUUAUUAUUAUGUUAUGUUGGUGAGUUUCAAUGAAAGACCCAUGUAAGCUCUAGGAGGGCCAUUUAUGUUGGUGUAGCUACAUGUACAGUCAUAGAUUUUUCUGUUUUUUCUAACACCUGAUCAAAAGUAACAUUAACUGCUUGGUAAUCAGGGGAACUGGAAGGAGAAAAUGGAGGAAUGAGAAGGAAGGAAAGCAAUGACAAUACCAUGUCCCAAGGUUUAGACUAACACAAGAUUUAGAAAAAUGUAGUUCAUGUGAAAAUUGUCACAGGGGGAAAGGAUGGCUCUAGUUGUUACUUUAGGCUGUUAGAAGCUGUCCAAACCUGGUGGUAGGCCUGAAAGCCUGUCUGAAAUUGUGACUCUGGGCCUACAGUUCGCACUGGGUUGGUAUAACGCUGUUUCUGUUUGGAGCUUGUGUAAGGCUCCAUGUGCUCCACACUGCUGAAAUCAUGCUGUCAGGUGUUCAUUGAGAUAGAAUCAGAAAUAGUAGGAUAAACUAGCAAACAAAUAGCACAUGAAUCAUAGUUGAGUCUAGGACUUAGUCUACAUAGUAACGACUGGGAAAAAAAUCCUCUACUUGCUUGUUUUCCAGUUUAACUAUGAGACCAAAACCAUAAACUGAUGAUAAUGAAUAACAGUUGGCCAGCAGAGUUUGCUGGGGUUGUAAGUUAAAUUCCCCUUUUCCCUCUGAUACUACUUCAUACUGAUUUUUGUUGUUGUUCCCUUUCCUCUGUAGUGCCUCAAGGGUUUACUCUGCUGUUUUCAUCUAUUAGGCAUCAGCUUCUCUCCCUGAAAUGCCAAACCACCUUUCUGAUUAAUGUCAGGCUGUCUUGGUACCUGCUUGGAAAGCAGAAAGGCAAAGGUUUUACUUGAUGAUAGCAAUUCAGACUUGGAUAUUAUAUUUAUUUUAAUCGGCUAAAUAAAUAUUUAAUGUGAGGUAAGAAAAUUAAUGCUUAGGUUUGGUCUUUGAAAUGAGAUCUCCAGUUGCUCUGAGUCUGGGGAAGAAUGCCUGCAGAAUUUGUGUGCCCUUGCAGUGGGCUUUUUGGGGCUGUCUGUGAUCAAGUACAGGAGGAUUAAUGUAUAACAAACUCAUCAACCAGGGCUAGGGUUUGGGCUUCUCUUGCUUCCACCUCUUUCAGUACCCCAGAGCAUGGAGACCUCUUUCUUGUUCUUGUACCGAAGCAGCAAAUAGUAGCAAUCUUAUUUAUUUCUAUCUAUCCACCAGAACAGGGCAUUUCUUUCGUACACAUAGACGUGUCCAGGGACUGCUUGCUUCCUGAGGCCAACUAAACAUUUACACCCUAGAUUUUAUUUAGGUCUUCAGUGAAGAACUAAUUUAACAGUUAUCUCUGUUCUUCUCAUCGACAACUAUCAGUAAAAGUGUUGGCAAUAUUUAAAUUUUAGGAGUAUAAAAGGAACAAUUUUGAAUUUAGUAAUUUCAUUUUUAAAAAAAGCUGCUAGCUGAGGUUGUGGGUUACAUGUAAAGGCACCCAGGCAGUGCUGGUGCUAUUGAUGUCUGUGCUUUCUAUUUCUUCUCAACUUCACGGAUGAUGGUAUGGAUUUUUCUGAUCAAUAUGACAGGCAGUAAAGGAGUUCUGCUGUAAAACAGUGGUUUAGCAUGUCUUUGCAGUAUAGCUUUUAUUUCUCAAUUACAUUUACAUUGAUAGCGGAAGUUUAUGACCUGGUUAGUAUGGAUUUUCUGUUUCAGAGCUGUCAUGCCUGUUUAUCUCCGAAAGCAGCAAAAUCAUGCUUAGAGCAAAUGUAACAGAGUGAGAGCAUAUACUGUCUGAGAUGGCAGGAACAGGUAUUUUUGCUGUCUUCCAGAGCUAUAAUGUAAGAGGUCUGAAUGAAUGUCAUAAAACGUGGUAAUUCAAGAAGGGAAGAAUAUGAGUAAUACAGGAAAGUCAGUGAAAUUUCUUUCUUGAAGGGGGAGGGGAAAACAUUUUGUGGGGAUUUUAUAAUCUCUGACAAGUACUGGCUGUGAAGUAGAAAUUGCAAACAUCAAAGUUAAUUUGUCUUGAUAAUUUAGUGCUUGUUUACACUGACUGUAAUAGGGUUUGUGCUCAGAGCUGCAUCUGCUGAUGGUCGGAGGAAAGAAACCCAAAUUGUGUGGCCCAAACUCAGAGGUGAUUUACAUGGUGAUGCCGUAUUCACACCAGGUUUUAGCGGUGAUCAGAGCACGCAGUGAACAAAAAGGUGUUCAAAAAAAGAAACAAGGUGGCAUAAAAGUAUCCCCAGGGUAAUUAUGUGUUUACAGAACCAUUUGGGCUAUUGUGUCUAAUAUACUUUCUUUAGAGCAGUGCCUUGAUAAUUACAGGUGAAGUCCUAGGACCAAGUUGAAGACCACUAAACUGCUCAGUCUUGCUGUCUGUGAUCCUGCCAAGAUCAGCAUAAGCUUGUUAACAUCUGUAAUGUUAAAACAUAUACGUGUUGUCAGGAUUGGGGCUACUGAGACAUUUUAGUGGGAUUGACCUUGAAGACCAAGGAUUUUAAAAACUGAAAUUGAUCCUUCUUGAUUCUACUGGGGAAUUAUAAUUUUCUUCCUCUCCAGAAAUGAUACUUGUUGGUAAACUGUAUUCCCUCAUGUUACGUGUUGAGAAAUCUUUGGUACGGAGGAUUGAAAUGAAUGUAUUUUGAAUUAUGUUGCAGUUUAUUUAAUUCUGUCAAAGCAUGCUGCUUACACAAUUCUCAUUUGUACAAAUCUAUUGCUAAAAUGAUUAUUUUGUACUCAAAGUUGUGUAUUUUUGACAUUUCUUGUUACUCAUGUAAAAAUAUUUAUGUAUAUAGAAACAAAAAUUGUUUUGCCUCUUAUUGCUUUCUGUUAUUUUUUUCACUUUUAUGCUUAAUGCCUUCAUAUUUUAUUUUAUUUGGGCAUAUGCAUAAACAACUGCAAGAUUUCAGUGGUCUUUCUGCAACUGUUUGAGAUUUUUAAUUCUCAAAUUAUUCAAUAAUGUCGUCCUUGAAAGAGAUUUUAAUUUAUUUUUGUGUGAAAAAUAAAAAUUCAGAGCACAAGUUUGUUGCGGUUGCAAUGGUGAGGAUUUUCUUAAGUCCAGUUUUCCAGGAGCCACUACUUUGCCAUUAUGAACUGAUUUGAUCUUUUUUUGAGGAGUAGUCAUUUUCUGAUGUGGAGAAACCUUGAAUUACUGUUUUAAAAAAAGCUGUUAAGUAGAAUGGCAUUGUCUUUUCUGUACAUAUUACACCUGUGAAAAUACCUGAGAAACAAAAAAGAAAAAAAAAAAAGAAAAAAUAAAUAUGAACAUUCUCUAAAAAUGUAGCAAAAGUCUAUAGAAUUGUUCUAUCUUUGUGCAUUCACAGGUGUCCUGGAUUUAAUGCCUCAUUUCAUAGUUUUGAACACUAUUUAUUUUAUCUCUGUAUUAAAUAACAAAGAUUGUUUGCCUGAUGUAGAUGGUUUUGUUUAAGCCAAAAUGUUUCUUGUGGAAAGAAUUUGCAGAAUGCGCCUUUCUGAGACAUUGGGGUAGAGAUGUGUCAAUAUGUCUAAAACAAAUAAUAUCCAGCAAAAGGGAGAGCAAGCCUAAAAAGAGAGUAACUUUCCUAAAAAUACGACCUGAACUGGGUGUACUACAUUUUAGGGCUGAGUAAUUAAGAUCAUCUUACCGUGCAAUAAAUAAAACAGGCAGUGGCACUGUA